CGAUGGUAUCGUCCAACCAGUGGGCGGGUUUAUUAAUACGGAAGUAAACCGGGAAAACCAAUGUUAGCCGAAUGCGUGCGAACGGCAACUGGUUCGAAACCUGUCCGUGAUCUUGAGCUCAUCAAAGUAAGUGAUGGCUUCUGAUGAGCUGGUAUAUUCUGGAGUUAUCGCUGCCUCCAUCCCUGUCGGCUUCCUGUUCCGUUACCUCAGUCCUCGUGUGAAGCAGGUUGCUGCCCUGGUCACUGGCCUCUCUGUUACCAUUGUCACCUGUCAGAUCCACACACUUCACUCUCUGGUGACUGUGAUUGGAACAUGGGUGAUCAUAAAGAACAGCUGGAGACACGCCCCUGUACUGAGCCUGAGCUGGACCUUUCUCUACCUUCUCUUCUUCCGACUGAUCGCUUGGUUCAAUCUCCCAUCACCAACACCCUUUGCCAAUGCCAUCCAGCUGCUUCUCACGCUCAAGAUGGUCAGCAUUGCCAAUGAGGUGCACAGCUUCCACGCAGAGAAGAAAAAGGAACUGAGCUCUUCUGCAGAAUCCGUUGUCGGUGGUGGUCUGUCUCAGGAGCCUUCUCUCUUUGAUGUUCUUUGCUAUAGCUACUGUUAUAUUGGUAUAAUGACUGGUCCAUUCUUUCGGUUCCAAACGUAUGUCGACUGGCUGAGGCAGCCUCGCCCUCUGGACUUGCCUGGCUGGUUGCCGUGUCUGCAGCGUUUGAAGCUGGUCCCGGUCUAUGGCGCUCUCUUUCUGGCUGUUCAAAAUGUCUUUCCUCUGGUUUAUGUUCGCACGGAGGAGUUCUUGGAGGAAAACAUCUUAUUCAGGUUUUUCUACAUGGUGGCGGUGUUCUUUGUGUUUAGGAUGCGUUUCUAUGCGGCAUGGUGUGGAGCUGAGGCUGGUUGUAUUAGUGCAGGUCUGGGUUGUUAUCCUGAAAAGGCACAAGCCAAACCUGGUGGUGGGCCCACUGUAAAAUACAGCCCUGAUUCUUCAGCUGAAGAGAUGUACAACUUUAGAACCAUUCAGAACAUUGAUUGCUACAAGACCGACUUCUGUGUGAAGGUUCGACAUGGCAUGCAUUACUGGAACAUGACAGUGCAGUGGUGGCUACAUCAGUACAUCUACUCCAAUGCCCCCUUCAAAGCCUACACUCUCAGGGCUGCCUGGACAAUGUUCAUCAGUGCCUACUGGCACGGUCUACAUGCUGGUUAUUACCUUUCCUUCCUCACCAUUCCCCUGUGCAUUGCAGCUGAGACUGCUAUGGAGGGAUCUGUCCGUGCAAAACUGGGCCCUCUGGGCCAGAAUGUGUUUGACUGGAUUCACUGGUUCUUGAAGAUGAGGGCCUACGACUACAUGUGCAUGGGCUUUGUGCUGCUGCAGGCCUCCGAUACCAUCAACUACUGGUCGUCUAUCUAUUUCAUCAUGCACGUCAUUGCUCUUUGCUGCAUAGUGCUGGGCAGAGCCUUAAAGGGAGGGAAAAGUGAUGGAAAGACACAGGAGAAAAGAGCAGAGAAGCAGAAUAACAUGAAAGGGAGAGCUGGAGAAAAGAUGGACUGAAUGGAGGGAAAAAAAACUGAUUAGACACAUAUGUACAUGUUUACAUGAUGUUUCCUUUUUACAUUAUAUUUGAAAUUCAGAUUAACAGCAGGAGUUGGUGUGAACUGUAAAACCCAGUCAGAGGUUGCCACUGAAAAUAUUUUGUACAUGUGCAAAAAAAAAAACUGCAGAAGGUGAUGUGGAGAAUGUUAGUUUGAUGAAUGUUGCUGCUGCUACGAUGUCUGAAUUCUACUUUCAGUUUCUCAAUGCUGAUUGUCUUAUCAAUUUGCAGGUUUGAAUGGGGUUAUUGAUGAUGUUGCCAUAGAAACAAGUGAAAUUACAAGCAACUGAUAUUAGUCUUACAGUUGGUGUAUGCAUGAUAAAAGAAGACAUAAUGACUGUAGGACAUGUUGUCAAAACUAAACAUUUCAACAAGGAGGAGGUGGGGGAAAUGGAUUUUUUAUUAUUAUUAUUAUUAACCUCUUUCCAUCUUAUUGACUGAUGUUUCUCCACAUCGUCUAUGGCACUAUUAACCACGAUUCAAUCAGCAUCCUGCCCCUUUUCAGCUGCAAUGCCUAUUUCAAAUCAGAAUUAUUACUGUGAAACUUGUAGAACUAUAGAGAAAAAAAUAUGCACCACUUGUUGAAUAUUUCUUUCAUAGGUGAAAUACCUACAUAGGUGGCGCUAAACAGUCAAGCUCCACAUAACACUUGUCUCUAAAUGCACAAGUGUGUGUGUGUGUGUGUGUGUGUGUGUGUGUGUGUGUGUGUGUGUUUGUUUUGAAUUUUGUGUUGUAAUAUUUGUUUGGAACACUUGAUCCAAUUAGUCAAAUGUUUUCAAUUUGUCCUUUUUUUUUUCUUCUUUUUUUGUAACUAGCAUUAGCUGUCUUUUAUCUCACCUGUAUAACUUCUGUCUGCACUAACAGCUGUCCAGUAGUUUACGGUUUAGUGAACUGUGCACAGUGUGAUAGUUGGUUAUGGUCUGCUCACUGCCAAAAUGUCUACUGCCAUCAUGGCCCAUUCAGUUUGGACCAAACGUUCAUCCAAAAAGUCACAAGUUUUACAUUGUCUGUUAGUUGCUGCCUUAAACACAGCACAACAAACUAUGCACAGCUGGAAAAUCUGCGGUUUACCCUAUGUUGUCAAAGCCCAAAACCUGUAGCUGUUUCCCGUUAUGACUGAUGCCAGAAUGAAAAUGUGAAACCUUUGAGAUCCUUCAACUGCAAA
Messenger RNA from Thalassophryne amazonica, 2754 nucleotides. RefSeq names its product membrane bound O-acyltransferase domain containing 7 (gene mboat7). Gene Ontology annotation, molecular function: lysophospholipid acyltransferase activity. Gene Ontology annotation, biological process: phosphatidylinositol biosynthetic process; lipid modification. The record is from RefSeq and is a predicted model, not a curated record. Lineage: Eukaryota; Metazoa; Chordata; Actinopteri; Batrachoidiformes; Batrachoididae. The coding region runs from base 134 to 1549 and encodes 471 amino acids. The transcript has 9 exons. Gene Ontology annotation, cellular component: membrane; mitochondria-associated endoplasmic reticulum membrane contact site.